CCCCAAACUUUCCCACAGCGUUUCUCCCAGCAAGUAACUCAAUUGCACCCCCCCACAACCCCACAUCCAACUUUCCUCCCAGAAAACGCUUCAGCCAUGUCCGACCUCGAUCCCCAAGGCUCGUCCCAACCUACUUCAAACGAAGCGUACACCACACCCGGCAACCCUGCAGGCAAAGACCCAGUCGAGAAACGGCAGGCGGCGCAGAAUGCGCGCUCGAACCCGGGCUCUGAUGACGUUGAGCAUGUGCGGUCGCAGGGCCACUCGCAGGAGGAAGGGACGUUCUCGUCGCUCGGUCGCGGGGUGCGUGGUGGUGGAGACGGAGAAGUAGGGAAGACGGAGGAGCAAGUGGGGAGGCACAAUGAGCUGGAUGCCGAGCAGAUGGCUGUGCCGGGCGAAGGGAGGAUCAGGGAUGCUGUGGCUGGGAAUUCUACGUUCCAGGGGAGGAGUGGAGAGCAGGAAGACCUUGCUUCGGAUUUGGAUAGGAAGAAGGCUGAGCAAGCACCGCUUCGUGGGGAGAUCAAGGAGGAUAGGGCGAAGGGGAUUGAUGUGGGCGGUAUCCUGGGUCAGUCUGGUGGUCCUGCCAGCACUGUGGACUAGGUUGGAUAUGUGAGAACUUCAAUCUAAGAGUCGGCCUUUUCUCUUCUGGAAGAAUGAAUUUGACUACACGGAAAAUGGCACUCAGACUUCGACUUGACCUUGUGUAUUAGUAGUACAGUACCAACACCUCCAUAAGCUUCUCUAGGUUGGGAUCUUGAAUCUGUAUUGGCAUUCUGUCUGUGCCUCGAUUGAACGCCCG
Mytilinidion resinicola is the source of this 799-nucleotide messenger RNA. RefSeq lists its product as uncharacterized. The transcript is spliced from 2 exons. Bases 97 to 600 code for a protein of 167 amino acids. NCBI's taxonomy places the organism in Eukaryota, Fungi, Ascomycota, Dothideomycetes, Mytilinidiales, Mytilinidiaceae. The record is from RefSeq and is a predicted model, not a curated record.